This is a messenger RNA of Mugil cephalus (flathead mullet), 6432 nucleotides long. It is a transcript of the gene pdik1l, whose product is annotated as PDLIM1 interacting kinase 1 like. NCBI's taxonomy places the organism in Eukaryota, Metazoa, Chordata, Actinopteri, Mugiliformes, Mugilidae. Gene Ontology annotation, biological process: axon extension; peptidyl-serine phosphorylation; autophagosome organization. The transcript is spliced from 3 exons. The coding region runs from base 153 to 1178 and encodes 341 amino acids. The record is from RefSeq and is a predicted model, not a curated record. Gene Ontology annotation, cellular component: autophagosome; cytoplasm. Gene Ontology annotation, molecular function: ATP binding; protein serine/threonine kinase activity.
GCCAGCUGCACACUCUCACGUCCAGUGUUUGACAAAACCUCCUCGGGUUGAGUAUGCGAGCAGCAGAACGUGUGCGGCGGUAAUGGCUGCCAGGGAGAGUGAGGAAGACAACAAAUGAACCACCCGAGAAGCGAUUCAAAGUGAGGACUAGGAUGGUAAGCAGCCAGCCGAAGUACGAGCUGAUCCAGGAGGUGGGGCGUGGCAGUUACGGCGUGGUCUAUGAGGCAGUAGUGAAGCGCACAGGGGCUCGGGUGGCAGUGAAGAAGAUCCGCUGCCACUCUCCAGAGAAUGUGGAGCUGGCCUUGCGGGAGUUCUGGGCGCUGAGCAGCAUCCAAAGCCAGCACCCUAAUGUUAUCCACCUGGAAGAGUGUAUUCUGCAGCGGGAUCAGCUGGCCCAGAGGAUGAACCACGGCUCCAGCUCUCCACUCUACCUUGAGCUGGUGGAGACGUCGCUAAAGGGUGAGAUCACCUUUGACCCAUGCUGUGCCUACUACUUGUGGUUUGUCAUGGACUUCUGUGAUGGGGGCGACAUGAACGCCUACCUGCUGUCUCGCAAGCCCAGCCGCAAGACCAACACCAGUUUCAUGCUGCAGCUGGGCAGCGCGCUGGCCUUCCUGCACCGCAACCAGAUCAUACACCGCGACCUCAAACCAGACAACAUCCUCAUCUCCCAGGCCUGCACGCCCGCUGGCUCAUCCGAACCCACCCUGAAAGUGGCCGACUUUGGCCUGAGCAAGGUCUGCUCCACCUCGGGGCUCAACCCAGAGGAGCCGGCGAGCGUCAACAAGUGCUUCCUCUCCACGGCCUGCGGAACAGACUUCUACAUGGCCCCCGAAGUCUGGGAGGGCCACUACACGGCGAAAGCAGAUAUCUUCGCCCUGGGAGUUAUUAUCUGGGCCAUGGUGGAGCGAAUUACUUUUGUGGAUGUGGAGACUCAGAAAGAGCUGCUGGGGAGCUACGUGCAGCAGGGCUCAGAGAUUGUACCCUUAGGAGAAGCCCUGCUAGAGAACCCAAAGAUGGAGCUGCUGAUCCCCGCGAGGAAAAAGAGCAUGAACAGCCACAUGAAGCAGCUGAUCAGGGACAUGCUGUCGGCCAACCCUCAGGAACGGCCCGACGCUUUUGAACUGGAGCUCAGACUGGUCCGUAUUGCGUGCAGAGAGCUGGAUUGGGACACGUGAUGGAUGAACAAACAGCACUACACACUCAGCCCAUCAAGCACAUGUACACAUCUCAACAGCUACUGUUAACCCAGAUGGUCACAUGACUGUGGAUUAUUGUUUUUAUGGAAACUAUGGAACAAUACAUAGAAUAGUCAUUAGUUGCGUCAUGGCUUAAACUUCAUCCACUGUCCGAGUAUGUAUGGUCUUCUUCUAGCUGUGUCUUUAAAUUGGAGGGGGCAGUGUGACACCCACCGCUGGUGCUGCUGCUGCACCAAACUGCAGCUUAGUCUCAGGCUAAUCACAUCACAGCUUCCACUUCCUCCUUACACAAUCAGUUGAGUGUGACGGAAGAGCAAAAUGAGUCUUGCAUUCGGUAAGAAUGUAAAAAAAGGUAUGACAGUAAACAAUUUGUCUCCAAAUACCAUUUUGGACAUGGUGCUAAUUGUUACUAAUGCAAUAUGAGACAUCAUCCUGUGAUUUUUACAGUGUACAUUUAUCCAAAGGGCCAAUAUAAAAACACAAGUCACCUCAGUGUGCAGAUGUCAAGCCAUUUGUGGCUUUGACAGAACCUGAUGUAAAAGAUACAUUUCAGCCUGGUCAUCACCACCAGCAUUGAUAGUUACAGUAUUUACAUCAAGAUUUAAGUCUAUUUUGCUUCAAAUGCAAAUAUGCCCUGAAUGCUCAGGUAAAAACAAACAACAGCAUGAUGGUAUUUAUAGACAAAGGCCUACUGUCAAGUUAAAUUUUGCUCAGGAGUCAUGAAGGGGAAAAAAUGGGUGGUCGACGUGUUAGUUUUCUUCUGGUGGUUUCUUCGUUGGUUGUGUGGGUGGAGGAUGUUUUUAUCAGCAAGUGUCCAGGCAGCAGGUGCUUGUGGUUGGGGUUUUCCUCUUUCUGCCCUUUGCAUACUUCAAGAUAAGUGGACUGGUCCCAGACGCACCCCUAACCAGUUGACAAGAAUGUAUCGAGAGCGGUCACCUUUAUUUAUACAGAGCCUUAAUCACAAAAACAUUCAUUUGAGACGAAGAAGCGCUUCUCGUAGUCUAAGACGCAAAGAGCCUGAAGGAUCAUUCAGGUUCAUUACAAGUGGGUUCUUAUUUUCAUAGCUCUUAUAACGCUGUGCUCACCUUUCCAGCAUUGUAAUAUGUAACAUUCAUGCUGUACAUACAGCGAUCGGGCAUAACUUUAUGACCACUGACAGGAGAAGUAAAUCAUUUUGACUGUCUUAUGAAAAUAUUCUGCUGGGAACCUUUUGGACAUUUGACAUUUGCGUGUACUUAGACAUGAAUCACUCACCUAGACCAGACCAGGCGCCAGGGAGACCUACACAAUAUUUGCAAAGUGGUCAUAAUGCACAAGAGAUGUUGUGUACAUUAUACACACAAUAUCUGAAGACUUUCAGGCAUGCGGCCAUCAACAUGCACGUCUGUGCUGAAAGUGAUAAUCAGACCAACAUAUUAACUUGCUAGUUGCUGCAUUACACAUACGGAGUUUAGCACAAAGGGCAGAUAUGACACUUAAAUGCCAAAUUCUAAGCACUUAAUUUCAAGCAAGUGUCUUGUAUAAAAAUGAGAACUUAUUUAAAAGUAUCCUAAAUAUGCGUAUGAGAAGGUACUCUGUGUCUGCAAAUGAUAAAAAAAGAUGGAGACAGUGUUUCACUUUAAAGGUCAAAACCUGUAGAAGAAAGAGAAAGCAGCAGUAAUGUAAUGACCAUACAGUAUUAUAAGAUGAUACAUAUUACAGGACACCUGCAGCUUUAACCGUUUCUCAGUUAAUCUGGUAACUCAUAACACAGCCAUCAUUAAUAACAUCAGUUACACAUGUCCAAACGUCUGUGGGACAGGUUAUUCUGGUAAGCACAGCGUUAUAAAAGCCAGUAGAAGUAACGUGCAGAACCAUGAAAAAGCAAUCCAGAUGGUAAUAAAUCCUCGAGUGAGGAAUAAAAAAAAAGUGAGUGCACUACAAUAAAGCAGUCUGAGACCUUGUUGAGUGACAAAUCUACACUUGAGACAAAUCCCUGCGUUGCUUAAAAAUCUAUUUCACGACGUGAAGUCGUCUCCGCCUGCGUUAUCAGAGCAGCGGCAUGAAUAUUCACACGUGCGACCGUUCAGACCUGAAUGUGUAAAAGGGGCGAGAAAUUCAUUCAAUGAAAGCACUUUUAUUUAGUUGUUUAUAUUUAUUCCUCAUAACUACCUACUGCAUUAUGUGGCGGGGCUCUGUGAGGCUGGAUUGGGUGUGAUAACCGCGUUGAUAUUUGUUUACCAUGCUGAGCGCAAUGUCAGCCAGCAGUCUCACUUAUGCAUGCAGUACCUCUCACCUUCAGGGAAGAAGCGAGAGGAGACAUCAGCGCGCGCCAUCCUCCGUGAGCCACAGGAACCUCUGCUUUUCCUGUUUUCUUUGACACAUAAUACUGUUGUGUUUAACUUGAUCUCCUCUCACUGUCACUGCUACUCGUUUCCUUUGGCUCUGAACCUUACAGUAAUCCCUUUCUUCAUGCUUCCGACAGGCUAAUUCUAAGCCUAUUAAGUUGUUGCAGCACUUGGCAGAGGAUCAUGCUCGGGACCCCUUUUGCCUUUCAGGUCAUACAUAAUGUGCGCACUUUCACGUUUUCUGUACAAGAAUCCAGUAAAACCAAACUAUCUUGGCUGCUUUGCUGCUCUCAGACUGGCGUGAAAUGAAAUUCCCCUCAACUUUGUACCAACAUUUAUCUGCUAAAUGGCCUUUAAUUCUCUCCUUUAGUUGUAGUAACUUGAUUUCCUGUCGUGAUGUGAUUAAGAUAUGCCUUCACUUUGUUCUUGACACUAAAGUGGCCUCGCUAAUAUUGCACUCAAGCACAGAAUUGGCAGAAGUCGUGAUUGAGAUGCACAGCCGUUCACCAACCCAGAGCGCUGUGCUUUGGUAUGAAUUGCAAUACCACAGAAUCAGUAUUAACAACGCCCGUCUUUACCUGCGGGGAACGUUGCGCUGCUUUGGACAUUGUUGUUUCACUUCACGAUUGUUGUGGCUUUCUGAACAUGAGCAGCAAAGUUUGGACUCGAAGUAGGUCGCCCGUAUCCUCCGAGCUCUAAGCGGAGCGGAGGAUGAUGGGUAGAGUAACUUCCGGCCAGAUUUCUUCCUUCUAGACAGGAGCGGAGGAGGAAGGCACUUGGCUUCCUGUGAGGUUCGAAACGUUUGCCAAACAAAUGCUAGAUCUGGGGUAUUGAGAGAUUUCACCCUCUGAUUUGUUGUAUUGAAUUCCUUUUGCACAUGUGUAAAUACUGUAUAGAAUGAACAGGGGACAAACAAGGUUGAUGUACAUUUGACUCGAUGUGCUCUGUUUUCAAGAGCCUGACUGUUUCACAUGUAAAUUGCUGUGAUGGCUUCAGUUUUUUUCUUCUUCUUCAGCGUCCAUUUCCCUCAGUCAUUGAAAAAAAUGUUAUAUAGUUACAAGGUUAAAACAGUCGGUGUGCUAUAAUAACUGUGCGUUUGUCAUUGGCCUAUUGUUUGUGAUUUUCGUGAAAGCAAAUCCUGGCAUACAACAUGGGUCAACUCACUCUAGCUUUCUGUCUGGUACUAGCGCCAUCUGAAAGGGGAGCAGUCUCCUUCUGGAUCAGUCUUAUUCACUCUUCAUACUCCUGAUCCGGGGCCGCCAUAUAACGUCCCAGCGUGCUGCUUCGCUGCUCAACGCAUCAGUUACGGAGUGGCUCGUAGAACUUGUUCUGAGGAGAGUGUUGAAAAUGAAAUUGUUAAAAAUUUCCCAAACAACAGAACGUGUGCUCAGCGCUGUUCCCGUUUACAGCUGUUUACAACUUCUAAUCACGCUCUUAAAGAGACGAGACGCGACGGUUGUAAGAUGAGAGUUGGCUGUGUUCAUCGAACAUCCACCUGAUACAACACACAUGCUGCUAUUUUAAUUAACGUCCACAGAGGCGGCGCGACAGCUCGAUAUACAGUCGCUAAUAAAGCUGAUUUAUGUGCUACAGAGUAAAGCUUCGAGUGCUUUCAGAGCACACGUGACCUAUAGUUCGCUGUAGACACGGCGCCAGAGCUGCUAAUGUGCUUCUCCCACUACGCUCGGAUGUACGCGUCAUUUAAGUUGUAAAUGACUUUGCAAUAAAAAAAUAUGUACACAGCAAAAAUGGAGGUUCUUACUAACGUAAAUUGUUGCUUCCCAGGCUGUGCCUAUGCAAGCCACUGGAACCACCGAUCAGAGCACACUGGACUUUUGAGGAGGAGGGCACAGUUCUUGAAGGAAACAUAACUCAUAGAUUUUCGCUCGCCUAACAGCCGGCCCAAACCUUACCGCCCACAAAUCCUUUUGUGCCAGCAAGUCUCGGACCACUCCUUUGGCAAGAGAUUAUGCUCCCACUACGACAUGCCUACCAAUAAAGAAUACCAGUGAGGUAAUCAUCGACGUCAUCUGGGUGCCAUGGACUUCACUUUGUUUACAGGAAAAGCACUCUGUUUGGUUGGAGGACUAUCCAGUUGCAUGCGCAGGCUUUUUUUUUUUUUUUUUUUUUUCCUCUUGAUCUGUUAAAACAUGCCCAGUAAUGAAAUCCAAAUGGAGUGUUAAUAGACUCGUACGGCUACGCCAGCCUAGGCCUUUGCUGCAUUGCUCAAACUAAAUGGAGGCGCUGCUCAUGGCUGCACUGGGAUGGGAUUCAUCUCGAAAGACUUUACACAACGUUUUCACAGGUCUUAUAUGAAAUCCAUGAUUCAGUCUUUUCUUCUUGUAAAGUUAAAUCGGGGUAGCAUUGAAGUUCACCUUGUUAUCCAGCUCUACACUCCUAAUUCCACACUACUUCGCUGUCUGCCGUGUUCUACUGUGUACAAAGUGUACUGUGCGGAAAUAUCAAAUGCUUAAUAUUAAAGAGCCAUGGAUCUUUUACACAGUUAAUGUGUAAAAAGGGGUGUAUAUGCUGACAUGUUUUAUACCAACUAAUGACAUCUGGACGUUUAUUUUUUUGUAUUUUCUGUAAUGGAGUAACCAUUUUGAGGUGUGGCAUGAAUCAUGUGUUACACCUGCCACGCAUUGAAGUCCUGUUUUUCAACAUUCUUCCCGAAACCAAUUUCAUCUGCCGCUCGGUGACUGAAAUCUCAUCUUGGGACGUGGAACUGUGGUAGUUAAUGUGAGGCCUGGAUCAGGUCUGCAAUGUCCAGGACACACUUUGAAUCAUGUCUAAUGAGGUGGUCUGAGCUCACAGCCAGGCAAACUUCUGCGCUCACACUUUUGUAUGAACAAUUUUUGGUCUGUCAUUGUAAGAUACUUUGAAGAGAUUAAAUGAAGUUUAUCUGA